AUGGGGACGCCGGGGCGCUGGUCCCUCAGGCUGUGCUGGGCGCACCUGCGGCAGCGCCCCCUGAGACCCCGCAAACUUGGUUGGCUGUUGCUGGGCACUGUGCCCCGGCUCGUGUCCACCUGCGGGGACGUGGGCGUGCGGGCCCCCGAAAUCCCGAGUCAGUGGAGGUCCGGCCCGGCCGAGGGGAUCCCCGGGGCCCGGCACGGUCUCCUCCCGCACCUGCGGCUCUGGCUGCGGGCCGGGGCGCUGCUCGUGAAGUUCGUCCCCCUCCUCCUACUGUACCCCCUAACCUACCUGGGCCCCCGCGUGGCCGCCCUCUGGCUCGGCCUGCUGCUCAAGGCCACCGAGACCUCGGGCCCCACCUACAUCAAGCUGGGCCAGUGGGCCAGCACCAGGCGGGACCUCUUCUCCGAGGCCUUCUGUGGGGUUUUCUCUAGGCUGCAUGUCCGCGCGAGCCCCCACCCCUGGGCGCACACCCGCAGCUCCCUGCAGCAGGCUUUCGGUGAGGCCUGGAGCCAGGUCCUCUACUUCGAUUGCCUGGAGCCCAUAGGCUCAGGUUGCGUGGCCCAGGUGUAUAAGGCCCACGCUAAGGCUGCCUUCCUGGCGGAGGACUGUCUCUGGACCCUCAGCACGCGUCCUUCAAGGGCCUGGGCCCUCGGGAGGCUGGGAGAACUCUUUGGAUGUACUGGAAAGGGAUGGAAGCCUGAAGAAAGUCUUGCUGACCAGUCCUUUCUUGAAAGGCUGCUCUUUCCCGCAGCCGAUGUGAUGGGGGCGAACGUAUCACCUGACCACCCACCUGGCCCCAGUCACCUCAUCCCAGUGGCUGUGAAAGUGCUGCAUCCUGGCCUGCUUGCCCAGGUGCACAUGGACCUACUGCUGAUGAAGAUGGGCAGCCGAGCCCUUGGACUUCUGCCGGGAUUCAAGUGGCUUAGCUUGCCUGAGGUGGUGGAGGAGUUUGAGAAGCUCAUGAUCCAGCAGAUGGACCUGCGUUAUGAAGCUCGGAAUCUGGAACAUUUUCAACGUAACUUCCAGGACAUCAGUGCCGUCCGGUUCCCUACGCCUCUGAGCCCCUUUGUGUCCAGAAACGUCUUGGUGGAGACGUAUGAAGAGAGCGUGCCUGUGUCCUGCUACCAGCAGGCGGGCGUUCCGGAGGAGCUGAAGAGGCAGAUAGCAAGGCUGGGGAUCCGCAUGCUUCUGAAGAUGAUAUUUGUGGACAACUUUGUCCACGCGGACCUCCAUCCUGGGAACAUCCUGGUGCAAGGUGCCCACAGCCUGGCGGUGGGCCGGGAGUCGGGGCUGCCUCAGGACGGCUGCACCAGGCAGGCCCUGAGGCUAGUGCUGCUGGAUGCAGGCAUUGUGGCCGAGCUGCAGGCAACCGACCUGAGCAACUUCCGGGCUGUCUUCCUGGCUGUGCUGAUGGGCCAGGGCCAGCGAGUGGCUGAGCUCAUCCUGCACCACGCCCGGGCCAGCGAGUGCAGGGACGUGGAGGCCUUCAAGGCUGAGAUGGCCACACUGGUGAGCCAGGCCAGGAGAAAUACCAUCACCCUCGAUAAGCUUCAAGUUUCCAGCCUUCUCUCCAGCGUCUUCAGGUUACUGAUGACGCACAAGGUGAAGCUUGAGAGCAACUUUGCCUCAAUUGUGUUUGCGACCAUGGUGCUGGAGGGGCUCGGCCGCUCCUUGGACCCCAAGCUGGAUAUACUGGAGGCAGCAAGGCCCUUUCUCCUUGGGGGGCCAGCAUCCUUCCCCUGA
Messenger RNA from Chrysochloris asiatica (Cape golden mole), 1749 nucleotides. It is a transcript of the gene ADCK2, whose product is annotated as aarF domain containing kinase 2. The record is from RefSeq and is a predicted model, not a curated record. The transcript has 8 exons. Lineage: Eukaryota; Metazoa; Chordata; Mammalia; Afrosoricida; Chrysochloridae. Gene Ontology annotation, cellular component: mitochondrion. Bases 1 to 1749 code for a protein of 582 amino acids.